GUCAGCGGAUUACGAGGCGCGAAGUUGUAAGCACAUCGAUGAAACGUAUUACGGUAACCGAUGCUGGUCCUUGAAUCCGUUUCCAAUGCUUGUUCGGUAUUUCCUCAAUUAGGGGUCUUCAUUCCUGAAUUUGCUCAGCUUUACUCAAACCCCAACUUUCCAUCAUGACCAAGAUCGCCAUCGUGUACUACUCCACCUACGGCCACGUUGCCAAGCUCGCCAACGCUGCCAAGAAGGGCAUUGAGUUCGUCGGCGGAGUUGCUGCCACCAUCUACCAGGUGCAGGAGACGCUCCCGGAAGAAGUUCUGACCAAGAUGCACGCUCCUCCUAAGGGAGACCACCCCAUCGCCACCAUCGACACGUUGAAGGAGGCCGACGGUAUCCUCUUCGGAUUCCCGUGUCGUUCUGGCUCGAUGCCGGCACAGGUAAAGGCGUUCUUCGACUCGUGCGGUGGCCUGUGGGCUUCGGGUGCGCUGGUAGGUAAGACUGCCGGCCUUUUCUUCAGUACAGGUACUCAAGGUGGCGGCCAGGAGACGACAGCGUUUACGGCGGUGACGUUCCUGGCGCAUCAGGGUAUGACGUACGUUCCUCUCGGAUAUCGUGGCAAGGAGCUGCUCAACAUGGACGAGAUGCACGGUGGCUCUCCGUGGGGCGCUGCACACUGGCCAAGAGUGACGGCUCUCGUCAACCGUCGGAGGUGGAACUGGCUCUGGCAAUUACGCAGGCUUAAGGCAGGUGAACUCAGCAUGCUCAAGCUUAUUUCCUAA
Phytophthora infestans T30-4 is the source of this 767-nucleotide messenger RNA. Its product is annotated as protoplast secreted protein 2 precursor. The coding region runs from base 165 to 767 and encodes 200 amino acids. Gene Ontology annotation, molecular function: NAD(P)H dehydrogenase (quinone) activity; FMN binding. The record is from RefSeq and is a predicted model, not a curated record. Lineage: Eukaryota; Oomycota; Peronosporomycetes; Peronosporales; Peronosporaceae. The transcript has 2 exons.